AUGGGUGUGUCACCCCUGUCGGUGUCUGUUGGCGUCUGUCGGAGCUUCAUGCUGAACUGGCGUCUUGAUUUUAAACUCAUUGCACGUUUGUCUUGCAGUCUGCUUACUGACUGGCGGUUCACCCGUGGGGUGGAGGAACAAACUAAAGCCUUCCUGGACGGCUUCAAUGAGGUUGUGCCUCUGGAGUGGCUGCGUUAUUUUGAUGAGAAAGAGUUGGAGUUGAUGUUAUGCGGGAUGCAGGAAAUCGAUCUGAACGACUGGCAGAAGAACACCAUUUAUCGGCAUUACACCAAAAACAGCAAGCAAAUCCACUGGUUCUGGCAGGUCGUGAAGGAAAUGGACAAUGAGAAGAGAAUUCGGCUUCUGCAGUUCGUCACAGGAACUUGUCGACUGCCGGUUGGAGGUUUCGCAGAACUGAUAGGAAGUAACGGGCCACAAAAAUUUUGCAUAGACAAAGUGGGGAAGGAAACGUGGCUGCCUAGAAGUCACACUUGCUUUAACCGUCUGGAUCUGCCACCCUAUAAGAACAUGGAGCAGCUACGAGAAAAACUUCUGUUUGCUAUCGAGGAAACCGAGGGAUUCGGACAAGAGUGACGAGCAUGGAAAGGACAGGACCAAGAAAAUUAUUAAUCAGUUUCUUGUGACUAGGCCAUUAAUACCACUAAUGUGGACUGAAUGGACAGACUGUUGAAGAGACUUGCUGCAGAUUUACAGUUCAAUUACUAGUUUAUCUAAAAAUGAAAACUCACCCUCACAUCAUUCUGUACACGAAG
This is a messenger RNA of Rhinichthys klamathensis goyatoka, 773 nucleotides long. RefSeq names its product NEDD4-like E3 ubiquitin-protein ligase WWP2. Gene Ontology annotation, biological process: negative regulation of transcription by RNA polymerase II; regulation of monoatomic ion transmembrane transport; protein K63-linked ubiquitination. Gene Ontology annotation, molecular function: ubiquitin-protein transferase activity. Lineage: Eukaryota; Metazoa; Chordata; Actinopteri; Cypriniformes; Leuciscidae. The record is from RefSeq and is a predicted model, not a curated record. The transcript is spliced from 6 exons. Bases 1 to 594 code for a protein of 197 amino acids.